Lasiodiplodia theobromae is the source of this 3798-nucleotide messenger RNA. Its product is annotated as ATPAse AAA+ type core protein. Gene Ontology annotation, molecular function: ATP hydrolysis activity; ATP binding. The transcript has 4 exons. NCBI's taxonomy places the organism in Eukaryota, Fungi, Ascomycota, Dothideomycetes, Botryosphaeriales, Botryosphaeriaceae. The record is from RefSeq and is a predicted model, not a curated record. Gene Ontology annotation, cellular component: peroxisomal membrane; cytosol; peroxisome. Gene Ontology annotation, biological process: protein import into peroxisome matrix. The coding region runs from base 1 to 3798 and encodes 1265 amino acids.
AUGGCUCCGGCGCCGAAGAAGCCAGCCGCCGUGCAGGCUGAGGUCGCCCUCUUGCACUCCCUGAAGAACUGUCUCGUCAACCUACCCGCCUCGCUGGUCUCGGUGCUUGUGAACGCGAACACCGUUGCGCAAAAUGUCGUUGUUGAACUCACGUACCGUCAAGCGAGCUUCGACAGCUCUGCGGCUUCCAAUGGCCCCAAAUCCGUUCAGCGAUCCGUCUUCCUCGGAUGGACGGGAAUGCAGGCCCAAACCAAGCCUGCUCCGGUUGUCGGUAGGGAUGGACUUGCAGGAAGCAGAGGGACAUCUGUCAGCAGGGAGCAGGACGUCGCUGCCGUCGAACUGGAUGCCACGUUCGGCCGUCUGCUGGGGCUUAGCAAUGGCCAGAAGGUCGGCAUCUUGCUGCAUCUGGAUCCUCCGCAAGCCCACACCAUCAAUAUCGAGCCCUUGACGCCCGCCGAUUGGGAGAUGAUUGAACUCCAUGCCCAAUUCCUGGAACUUAAUUUCCUGUCGCAGGUCCGCGCUUUGCCUAACCCCGCCUUCGCACCGCCCUCCGAAGCCGACAAGCAGCCCGCGCAUCCCCUCACUCUCCAUCUAUCCCCGACGUCAACCGCCAAUAUAAUAGUAACCUCGCUAAAUCCCGCACCCCCACCUGCUUCCCCAUUCGUAAAGAUAUCACCUGACGCCGAAGUCAUUGUUGCACCCAAAACUCGCCAAAAGCCAGGCCGUGGAGACAGCAGGAGCGUCGCAAGUACAAGUCGUAAGAGCCAGGGUGGGCGGAGUUCAGCCAGUACCGUGAGGCGGAGAAGCAGAAAAGAUGAUGCUAGCAGUCGUGGUGCCGUCUUCCUGCGGGGUGUUGACCGUGCAUUGGGCGGCGAUUGGUUCGACGAUUUGGAGGAGAACAUGCAAAACGCGGGCUUGAAGGUGUGGAUUGAUCGGGAUCUACUUCUUCUCAAAGCCUUGCGCGGGGUGACUUGGGUCUAUGUUUCCAUUGUCAAGCCAACUGGGAUCCAGGAGCCUGUCGAUCCGCAAAAAGAGGUAGAAACUGAAAAACCCGGGAUAAAGAUUGUGGCACGGUUGGAUGCUUGGGAUGACGCCCCCGAUAGUCAGCACGUCGCCAUGUCCACGACUUUGUGCAGGGCACUUGGAGCAGAGGGUCUACUCGGUGGUCUAGUCCGGAUUGAAGCUGCGCCUCCACAGGCUCAUAAAUCCUCCCUCAUGAAGACCACUCCGGUCAAGGCCCUGAAAAUCUUCCCUUUUGCGUCGGCCGCGAUCCAACAAAACACAGGCCUGAAGUUUGGUGGCGAAUCGAAACAGGAAAAGGAGGAAGUUGCGCAAAACAUCAGAGAACUUUACGGUCAAGAUCGCGUCAAUGCUAUUCUCGACGGUCCGCUGACGUGCGGCAUGGUUUUACCUCCUGUAGAAGGCAAGGAGAACCUGUGGGCGGGUGCAAUCCUCCGGUUCGACCCACCAUCUAGCACUGUGCCAGACUCUGCCAAAUCCCCGGCCUGGUUUCUGGGAGCGGAGAAGAAGGGGAUUCCGCUCGAGGUCGAACCAGAUAUCAGCAAGCCAUCCAACAUACUUCAGAGCUGGUCACCAGGCGAGGCGCUUCCGUCGGCGCCGCCAACUCUGGUUGGCAUAGACCAGCUCAUUGAGCAGCUCAUGUCUCAUCUGACCCAUUCUUCGUCAGUUCUCUUGACCGGCGGACUUGGUGCUGGCAAAACCGGCCUUGCACAACUCUUGGCGCAUCGUCUUCGAAACGAGUACCUUUUCCACGCCGCCUAUUUCCCUUGCCGCUCGCUUGUCACGGAUGAGACACGUGUGUCAACCAUCAAGGAGACAUUAGGCAGGCUGUUUGCUGCAGCUGCUUGGGGUGCCAGACUAGGCGGCCACUCCGUCGUCAUUCUAGACGAUCUGGACAAACUCUGCCCGGUUGAGACAGAACUGCAAGUGGGCGGCGAAAACGGCAGGAGCAGGCAUAUCAGCGAGAGCAUAUGCUCCAUCGUCAAACAGUAUUGCUCAAUGGACUCGAGAGUGGUUCUUCUAGCCACGGGCCAGAGCAAAGAAGCAGUUCAUAACGUCAUUAUUGGCGGUCACGUUGUUCGAGAGAUUGUUUCCCUCAAAGCACCAAAUAAAGAGGGAAGAAGAAAAGUGCUCGAGAAGCUGGUCCUUCCAGAUGGCGAGGCAAACCGCUUUUCAAAGCUAAACGGGACAAGCAGCCAUCAGCCAUCAGCGUCAAAUGGAAAUGCCUGGAUGGAUGGCUCCGUAUCUGGAGGUAGCCGACCAAGCACAUCCCACAAGGCGGCUGAGGACAGUUUCCUUGUCGAUCCGAACAUCGAUUUCUUAGACCUCGCCGGACAAACCGAUGGUUACAUGCCGGGCGAUCUUGUCUUACUUGUAUCUCGAGCAAGAAGCGAAUCUCUGAUACGUUCUGUGAGCGACACUUCACUCUCACAAUCAGACUCAGUCAUCCUCACGCAAGACGAUUUCUCCCGCGCCCUCGACGGAUUCACGCCAGCAUCACUCCGCAACGUGACUCUCCAAUCCAGCACCACGCGCUGGGACUCAAUCGGCGGUUUGCACGCGACCCGUCAAACGCUCCUUGAAACCCUACAAUACCCCACUACCUACGCCCCUAUCUUCGCACAAUGCCCGCUACGCCUACGUUCGGGUCUCCUUCUUUACGGCUACCCUGGUUGCGGAAAGACUCUGCUCGCCUCUGCCGUCGCUGGUGAAUGCGGGCUCAAUUUCAUCAGUGUCAAAGGACCCGAGAUCCUCAACAAGUACAUCGGCGCCUCUGAGAAAAGCGUACGGGACCUGUUCGAGCGAGCAGAAGCCGCCAAACCCUGCGUCCUCUUCUUCGACGAGUUCGACUCGAUCGCGCCGAAGCGUGGCCACGACAGCACGGGCGUGACGGACCGCGUCGUCAACCAGCUGCUCACGCAGAUGGACGGCGCCGAGGGCCUGUCGGGCGUGUACAUCCUGGCCGCGACGUCGCGUCCGGACCUGAUCGACCCGGCGCUGCUGCGCCCCGGCCGCCUGGACAAGAGCCUGAUCUGCGACAUGCCGAGCUUCGAGGAGCGCGUCGACGUGCUCAAGGCCGUGACCCGCAAGCUGCGCGUCUCGCCCGCCGUCCUCGACGACACGGGCGGCGACGCGCAGACGAUCCGCGAGAUUGCGCGCCGCACCGAGGGCUAUUCGGGCGCCGACCUGCAGGCCGUUGCGUACAACGCGCAGCUCGAAGCCAUCCACGACGUCCUCGGUGACGACGACCUCCUCGUCGAGGAUGACGAUAACAGCGCCGCCGCCGCGGGCAAGCAGUCCAACGGCGUCGGCAAGGAGAAGAAGAGACUGGACUUCAUGCACUUCCGCUUCGGCGACCAGGAGGACGACGGAGCCGCGGAGCAAGACGAAGGCGCGAGCGAGAGGCAGAAGGCGGCGGCGCUCGGCGAGCGCGCCCGCCUCGCUGCGCGCAUCCAGGAGAUGCAGGCGCUGCGGCGGAAGCAGAAGGAGCUCCAACAGGCCGCCGCCGCCGCAGCAUCAAACAUGCCCGCCCGUGGGCUGAACAGCAAGAAGAAUGGCAGUGGUGACGACGACGAAGGCGGCGAAAAGGAGAACAAGGAGCCCGUCAUCGAGUGGCGCCACUUCGAGUCCAGCCUCGCGACCACGCGCAGCUCCAUCUCCGAACAGGAGCGCCGCCGCCUCGCCGGCAUCUACCGCGAGUUCGUCGUCGGCAGAAACGGCGAGAUGCCGUCCGGGCAGGGCGGCACCGAGAUUGGGGGGAGGACGAGUUUGAUGUAG